UACGUAAUCGUUGACACUCUCGAGAUCCGUUUUUAAUAGAAGUCUGUGGGUAGAUCGCCAGCCUGCAAGGAUCAUAUCCCGUUUUCGCAACUUUCUUCUUUAAAUGAGAGAUACAUAAGGGAAUACAUGGCUACAGUGACAGUGGUGCAUCGGCAGCCAGCCCUGUGGAGGCAGUGCCAUAGGACUGCUGGUAUUGGCGUCUGUCAUCUCCACACCAGCAGCAGUCACGCCUCCUCCAAAGAGCACUACAAGGUCCUGGUGCUGGGAGGAGGAAGUGGUGGCAUCACCAUGAGCGCUCGGAUGAAGAGGAAGCUAGGGGCGGAACAUGUGGCCAUAGUGGAACCCAGUGAGAUGCACUACUAUCAGCCCAUCUGGACAUUGGUUGGUGCUGGGGCUAAAGACGUGGCCUCUUCCGGUCGCCCUACUGCCAGCGUCGUGCCGUCUGGAGUCAAGUGGGUUAGAUCCAGGGUUCAGGAGGUCAACCCAGACACAAACACUGUGCGCACAGACAACGGCAUGGAGAUCUCCUACGAAUAUCUGAUAGUGGCACUAGGUCUACAGCUACACUAUGAGAAGAUCAAGGGCCUGCCUGAGAUUAAAGAUUGGGUGAAAUUUAAGAUUGGUUCAAACUACUCUGUGAAAACCGUGGAGAAGACUUGGAGUGCACUGCAGAACUUCAAGGAGGGAAAUGCUAUAUUCUCUUUCCCCAACACUCCGGUGAAGUGUGCAGGAGCACCACAGAAGAUCAUGUACCUGACCGAUGCUUAUCUCAGAAAGACAGGAAAAAGGGCUACGGCCAACGUCGUGUACAACACAUCACUGCCAGUGCUGUUUGGGAUCAAGAAAUAUGCAGAUGCAUUGUGGGAGAUAGUGAAGAAUCGCGACAUCCAGGUGAAUCUCAGACACAACCUCAUCGAGGUCCGGGCCGACAGGCAGGAGGCCGUGUUUGAAAACCUCGACAAUCCCGGAGAAAUCGAAGUGUUUGAGUAUGAGAUGCUUCAUGUCACUCCUCCAAUGGGACCCAACCCGGUGGUUAAAGGAUCCUCAUUGGCUGAUGAAGGUGGCUGGCUGGACGUCGACAAAGACACCCUUCAACAUAACAGGUAUCCCAAUGUGUUUGGGAUCGGAGACUGCACCAACCUGCCGACAGCCAAAACAGCUGCUGCGGUGGCUGCCCAGUCUAGUAUUCUGGACAGAACAAUUUCAAAAGUCUUAAAGAAUGAAAAGCCGGAUAGGAAGUAUGACGGCUACACGUCCUGCCCUUUGGUGACGAGCUACAGUACAGUCAUUCUGGCUGAGUUUGACUAUAAUGGGCAGCCAUUGGAGACGUUCCCCAUUGACCAAAGCAAGGAGAGAAGGACCAUGUACCACAUGAAAGCUGACGUGAUGCCUCAUCUGUACUGGCAUGGUCUCCUCAAGGGAUUCUGGGGUGGACCAGGACCAUACAGGAAAAUCAUGCACCUUGGGAUGAAAUAAACGUUAUAACCAAUUCAGAUGUGCUGUUCCAGACUGCUACAAUGUAAUCAUUACAAUAACCAUGAUCAUUUCAUAAUACAAUUAAGCAAGUCAUUGACAAUCAAUUGAAAUCUCAAAAUACAUCCAUGACAGAAGUAAUAUUGCAACAUUCCAUGACGUACUAUAUUGUUCAAAGUGCCACCAGGCAGGAUUUGUUUCACAUACAGGCUAUAGGCCUAUAUUAAAAAAUGUCAAAAUCUGAUAAUGGAAUGUAUAUUGAAUGUCUUAUAAAUGGGAUUUACAGAGAUUCUCACAACACAUAAGGAUAGUAAGGGGAGAAUGUACCAGCUUUAUAUUUCAAUGCAUUGAAAUACUAAUUUCCCAAAGCAAUCAUUAGAUCUCUACAGCUAAUGGAACAAUCAGCAUCACAUCAAUAGGCUUCUAAUGGGAAAAAUCAGCAUCACAUCAAUAAGCUUCUAAUGGGAAAAAUCAGCAUCACAUCAAUAAGCUUCUAUUACACAUGAUUGUCCUGCUGUCAUUUCUGAAAUAAAUCAUAAAGAAUAUGUGCUAUAUUAUAAAGUUGUGUAAUUUCAAUAAAUAACAAAUAUGUCAUA
Coregonus clupeaformis (lake whitefish) is the source of this 2069-nucleotide messenger RNA. Its product is annotated as sulfide:quinone oxidoreductase, mitochondrial. The record is from RefSeq and is a predicted model, not a curated record. Gene Ontology annotation, cellular component: mitochondrion. Gene Ontology annotation, molecular function: FAD binding; sulfide:quinone oxidoreductase activity. NCBI's taxonomy places the organism in Eukaryota, Metazoa, Chordata, Actinopteri, Salmoniformes, Salmonidae.